Molecule: messenger RNA, 2408 nt
Organism: Dreissena polymorpha
Lineage: Eukaryota; Metazoa; Mollusca; Bivalvia; Myida; Dreissenidae
Product: collagen alpha-1(XII) chain-like
Exons: 16
Coding region: 68-2068 (666 amino acids)
Source: RefSeq, a predicted model, not a curated record
UAUAAUCGGCGCAUCAAGGUCUUGGGUUGUCUAAACGCCACUCGAAUAAUAAUAUCAACCAUUCAUAAUGUUGGUAACGGCGGUUGUUGCGACGUUCCUGCUCGUCCCGAAUAUACUCAUGACUAGCGCCGCUAGUACAUCCGAGGAAUGCAACAAGACAGUGGCGGACAUCGUUUUUAUUCUGGACCAGUCUGGAAGUGUUGGACAGGACAACUGGGACCGCGUGGCAAGAUUCGUUAUCAACAUAGUCAACAUCCUUGACAUUGGUCCCAACCUUACGAAAGUUGGCAUUAUAACCUAUAAUAAUUAUCCCGUUCGAAACAUGUACUUGGAUCAAUAUACAAACAAACAAGAUCUGAUCAACGCUAUAGGGAAUCUUACAUAUUCCCCAGGUGCUACGGACACGGACACUGCUCUGGAUCUUUUGCGUACCGACGGAUUUUUUGGCGACAGAUCUUUUGCACCAAACAUUGCUAUAGUGAUAACUGAUGGCUAUUCAUCUAAUCCUGAACAAACAAAAGUUGCGGCAGACAAAGUCAAGAAUACGGGGACCACGGUGUUUGCUAUAGGUAUUGGAAGUGAAGUGCAGCAGGGUGAGCUCAACUACAUCUCAAGUGACCCAGACUCCAGUUACGUGUUCUUUGUGGCAAACUUUACUUCGCUCUCCAGUAUUGAAAACAGUGUUGCUAAAACAACAUGCCAAGUUCCAUUGCUGUUGACCGGUUCACCGACAACACGGGCCCCACCAACAACACAAACAACCACCGCCACAACCACCAAAACAACCACCCAGCCUACAACAGCGACAACUCAAGCACAAACUACGAUGACUACUACGACUCUUCCAACUACGCCCCCUUGCUUCGCCAAAGUCGCCGAUGUUGUUUUCCUUGUCGAUUCUUCUGGCAGCGUCGGCGACGAAAACUUUAAAGUUGUCAAAAAUUUCAUUAAAAAUACCAUCAACGUAUUUGAUAUCGGUGCACAGUACACUCGCAUAGGUGUCAUAACAUUCAGCAGUACACCCGUGUUGAGAUUUCCGCUGAAUAUGUACGACAAUAAGGCAGCUAUUUUAAAUGCCAUUGACGGAAUACCUUACUCAAUGGGCGGGACAGAUACAGGGGCCGCACUAGAAAUGCUGAGGCUGCAAGGGUUUAGAGACGACCGACCGUUAGAUCCAAACAUCGCAAUAGUCAUAACUGAUGGCUUCUCGAGGGACAAACUGAAUACUGCAAGACAGGCACAACUACUGAAAGCAAGCGGGAACGUCACUAUCAUUGCCAUUGGCAUUGGUAAUGAAACGGAUGAUGCCGAGUUAAGAUCCAUAGCAACUACAGAUGCUUUCAACAACAGUCAGGUUUACCACGCGGAGAACUUCAAUGCUCUGCAGACGUUGAAUAACAUCGUUGCCACUGUCGCCUGUGGAUUGGUGAUUGUUACGCCACCUCCAAUUACCACACCAUCAACUGUCGCUACCACGUCCAAUUGUUUUGACCUUGAAGAUUGCACAAGAUACGGAAAGGAUGACUGCUUUGACUACAGACCAUACAUGACAAAGCAUUGCCCUCUUUUCUGUAAUGUUUGCGCGGGACCCUCAACACAAACGCCUGUUUGCAGGGACACAACCGAAAACUGUGCGCAGUAUGGCUCCUACAUUUGCACGCAGGCAAACAUGUUCAUUUGGGCAAAAGAACACUGCUCACAAUACUGUGGAUUUUGUGGCAACGGCGGAUUGCCAACUGAGCCCUCUACCACCCUAUCGAAUGUGCCGACUACUCCGGAAGGAUGCCAGGACCGACAACAAAACUGCAUCCAGUACGGCGGGCAGGCCAUGUGUACUGAUCCAAUGUACACAAAAUGGGCGUACAACAACUGUCGAGAAUACUGUGGCUUCUGCUCCAAUUACGAACUUAAGAAAGGCGCUGUCUUAAGAAACAACGUUAUUUGCCCUGACUGGCAUCUGCCGAAAGCAUGCACGCUCGUGCAAAACCCAAACGACACGUGUUGUGCCAUGCCGACCUGCCCAGCCGGUUACAAAUUGUCGGCCCUUACUCCAAGACAAAUACACUAGAUUUAUUGUCAUUACUUCGCUGCUACACAUUAUUUGCAAAUUGUGUUGUCUUUAAAAUCUUCAUUGAUUUGUGGUUCUGUCAGAAAUGCGUGUAUAUUUGUUUGUCUGCAAGUAAACCUGAACAUAUUUUCGCUUGUGAAUAGUAAUAAUGCUUUCAAUGACAAUUAAAUUUAAAAACAUUCAAUUAUUGACUGAUAAUGUGUCCUCUUUAGUAUAGAAAUAAAAACAAACUAUUUUUACCACGGUUGUCGAAUAAUUUUUACAUAUUUAUUCAAUAAACCACGUAACAUUGUACAUGCAUAUAUAAUGUGUGAAAAAUAAAAUUUGCAUUUAAUACAUA